AAAACAACUUCAUAAUCUCAUCAUCUUUUCUUCGAUUCAUUAACUCCCCCGAAACCACCACUCCGCCGCCACCAUGUCGCCGUCCGCCGAAGAUCCCGGCGGAGCCUGCCUAUCCGACCCGCCGGAGACCAACGGCUUCCACAAUGACACCAAUACGCCGGACGAACCGACCUCUCCUACCGCGCCGCCGCCGCGUCUCCGUUCCCUCCGCCGCGCAGCCGCGCCGGAGAAGCUUCGGAAAGUCGCCGUCGCAUCGGCGAAGGGCUUCUCGAUCGGAGCUGGUCUCAAGGGCGGUCUCGCUCUCUUCGCGAUCCUGGCGCGACUCACGCGGAAAAAGCCGCCAAGGAAGGAGAUUGUGGUGUCAAAUAGUGAAGCCAUUGUUACUGCUUUGAAGGAGACACUGAGAUACGGUCUCUUCCUUGGAACCUUCGCCGGAACGUUUGUGUCAAUGGAUGAGCUUAUAGCUGCUGUUGGAGGCCAUCGCAGGACAGGGAAGUGGAGGGCUAUGUUGGCUGGGGCGGUUGCUGGGCAUUCGAUGCUUUUGACGGGGUUAGAGGCGCAGCACACGAGCUUGGCUAUUUAUAUUCUCAUGCGGGCUGCUGUCUUGGCAUCUCGUUGUGGGAUUAAGAGUGAGCGGUUUGGGAGAAUUUGUAAGCCUCUCACGUGGAAGCAUGGUGACAUUUUCCUCAUGUGUCUCUCCUCUUCGCAAAUAUUGUCUGCUUAUAUAUUAAAGCAAGAGAGUUUGCCUGCAUCAUAUAAAUCCUUUCUCAAUAAACAUGGUGGAAAGGAUCCAGUUAUCUUACAAGGUGUAAAAGAUAUAGCCAGUGGCAAGCCAUUUACUAAUUUGGAUGCAAUAGAGAAAUACUACAAGACCGUGGGUGUCGAUGUGAAAUUAGAUCCAAAUAUGAAAGUCCCAUGCUCGAUUGUACAUGGGAAUCAAUCAUGUGGGGGGCACGUCCUUUCUUUUCUUCUUCAAGCCUACAAAAGAGCAUUACCUGUUUAUCUUCCGGUUUAUUUGAUACCUGCUCUAAUAGUUCAUAGAAAAGGACUUCUACAAAGGCCUAACACAAUAUUGGCCAAGGGUCUUGUUGGCACUGCGAGAUCAAGCUUGUUUCUGUCUGUGUAUUGCACAUCUGCUUGGAUGUGGACAUGCUUUCUAUUCAGGAUCUUCAGAAGAUGUAACGUUCCAAUGGUGGCCAUGGGAACAUUCCCUACUGGCCUUGCUCUGGCCAUUGAGAAGAAAAGCAGACGAAUAGAGAUAUCAUUAUACUGCCUUGCUCGGGCUAUUGAGAGCUUCUUCACAUGCAUAGCUGAUGCAGGAUAUCUGCCACAAUCAAGAAGGAUUAAGAGAGCUGAUGUGAUGGUUUUUAGCUUGUCAACAGCCAUCAUAAUGCACUGCUAUGCACAGGAGAGGGAAGUUUUCAAAUCCAAAUAUUUGAAUGUUCUUGAUUGGGUGUUUGGUGUCCCUCCUCCUCCAUGUGAAACCCCGCGAUACAAAGAUGCAUAGAUGGAAUUGAACUGAAUAGUCACUUUGCUCCUUGAAAAAUAUAGGGUCGAUCACCUUAGUCACUGAAAGAUGAAAAUAUCCCUGAAAAAUGAUAAGCGAUCAAUUUAGCCCUUGAAAGAUGAAAGUUUUGUUAAAUUUAGUACUUGAAAGAUAAAACAUGUAAUAAAUUUUAGGAACUAUAUUAUACUUAUUUUUUUUAGUUCGGGGACUAAACUUACUGAUCUUGAAUCUUUCGGGGACUAAAGUGACUAUUCAGUUCAGUUGAUGGAAUUGCUUGCCCAGCAGAGUUUUUUAUCUGAAAAUUUGCCCCCGGCUUGGUGGUAUGUAAAUGAUAUUUCCCUCUCAAAGAGAUUGGUGGCUGGGAACCUGAAUAUUGUAUUAAGAAGGGAAGUACAACGAUGGCAGGAUGAAAAUUGUUUCCUGGAAGCACUCUGAUGAGAUUGAAGGAGGUUUCGGCUGGUUAUUGCGACAUGAGAUUUUUUCAAGCGAAGAGCAGACCAACUAAUCUAUUCAUUGGAGCUCUGAUCUUAUUCACCAAAGUUGCUAAAACCACAAAGGAUCAACUCCUCAGCUGUCUGUGUUUCCUGCUAUACCUUCACAUAUACCAUUUGUCUCCUGAGCACUAGAUUAUAAAAGAAAAAGGGUGUUUUUUACCCUUCACUUUGAUUUUUUAAUACUAUUUAAUUGAAUUAAGUAUUAUUACAUUUU
Messenger RNA from Lotus japonicus, 2215 nucleotides. RefSeq lists its product as uncharacterized. The record is from RefSeq and is a predicted model, not a curated record. The transcript has 8 exons. NCBI's taxonomy places the organism in Eukaryota, Viridiplantae, Streptophyta, Magnoliopsida, Fabales, Fabaceae. Bases 74 to 1507 code for a protein of 477 amino acids.